This is a messenger RNA of Neopelma chrysocephalum (saffron-crested tyrant-manakin), 2699 nucleotides long. It is a transcript of the gene VGLL2, whose product is annotated as vestigial like family member 2. Bases 156 to 1088 code for a protein of 310 amino acids. The transcript is spliced from 4 exons. Gene Ontology annotation, biological process: regulation of transcription by RNA polymerase II. Lineage: Eukaryota; Metazoa; Chordata; Aves; Passeriformes; Pipridae. The record is from RefSeq and is a predicted model, not a curated record. Gene Ontology annotation, cellular component: nucleus.
UGUCAGCUCAGCCCACUGCGGCCUCAUCCCCCCUCACUCCUCCCACCAGUGCGUGGUGCCUCUUAACCCCCUGGAACCUCCCUCCCGCGAAGCAUUGUCCACUUUGCAGAACACGAGUUGAUGACGAAAAAAAUUCUUCUCGGCCGCGGCCAGCCAUGAGCUGUUUGGAUGUUAUGUACCAAGUCUACGGUCCUCCCCAGCCCUACUUCGCAGCAGCCUACAGCCCCUAUCACCAGAAACUCGCCUUUUACUCCAAAAUGCAAGAAGCCCCGGAGAGCGGCAGCAGCGCCAGCGCCAGCAGCUCCUUCUCCAGCCACCCCGCGGCCAGCAUCAAGGAGGAGGACUGCAGCCCCGAGAAGGAGCGACCCCCCGAGGCCGAGUACAUCAGCUCCCGCUGUGUCCUCUUCACCUACUUCCAGGGGGACAUCAGCGCCGUGGUGGACGAGCACUUCAGCCGGGCGCUCAGCCAGCCCAGCAGCUUCUCCCUCGGCAGCUCGAAGGCGACGCGGAACGCCGGCUCCUGGCGGGAUGGCUCCUUCCCAAUGAGCCAGCGCAUCUUCCCGCCAUCCUUCUGGAACAGCACGUACCAGCCCUCCUCAGUUCCAGCCAGCCUGAGCAGCCCCCUGGCAGCUGCUGCCCACAGCGAGCUGCCCUUCGCCACCACCACUGACCCCUACGCACCCGCCUCCCUGCAUGGCCACCUGCACCAGGGUGGCCCUGAGCCCUGGCACCAUGCCCACCACCACCACCACCACCACCACCACCACCCCUACAUUGGGACACAGAGCACUGCCUACCCUCGCCCUGCCACCAUGCACGAGGUGUAUGGGCCCCACUUUGACCCCCGCUACAGCUCCCUUCUGGUGCCCACCGCCUCCGUCCGCCCUCACCGCCUCACCCCUGCCUCCGUGUCCACUCCAGUCAGUCCCCCUUGUGAACUGGGCAAGAGCGAAGCGGGCGCUGCUGCAGCCUGGACGACACCGGGCCCUUUCCCCAGUGCAGCAGGGGACAUGGCACAGAGCAUCAGCCUCAAUGUUGACACAGGUUUGCAGACUCAGGAUAAAAGCAAGGAUCUGUACUGGUUUUAGAGCUGUCCUUCACUCUUCUUCCCCUGGCUAUCCCCUGUAGCUCUCUGCCUGUUAGGCAUGGUGGCAUUCAGAGCUGAAAUCGGGUCAGUUUGUAACAGCUUCUGAUCUUGGUUUGCAGCUCGCCGUUACUCCUUCUGUGGUGGAUCCCUUCUGAGCUGAUGUGCUGACUCAAAGACUCUCAGAUUCCCCCCUGCCCUUUUCCAAGCCCACCGUGGCCCCGCAGUUCUGGUAAAGACAACGGGAUUUAAAAGGACCUGACAUUGCAAGGACGAUACUUUAGACUUGUUUCAGAAAGGAAAAUCCUUCUGAUGCAAGAGGAGAGCCAAAGACAUUGAACUUCCAUUUAAGCAGACCCCACACCGAGAACUGCAGUCAGACUACUCUAAAAGAGUCAAAUGACAUCGUGGAUGGUGAUGCAAAAUGACUGGCCUUCAUAUAAGGAGCAGGGAAAAUUGUGGGGGUUCUUUUUUAGUGGUGUGAAUAUUUUUUUAUGGCGGUGAAAGUUACUUCUUGAAUGCAAACAUGGGAAAGCUACUUAGCAGUUUUGAACUGGAUUUUUACUUUACUUACUGGAUUUUCCUUUAUAGAAAAGUAAAAGGAGAAGAAACUGGAAUUCACAAACAUUUUCAGACUAUCAAGGAACUGGUCAGAUUUUUCAGCUUUGUGGUUGUGAGUGGCAAGUGUCUGGCUGGGGCCACCUGCCCUGGGCUUAUAGAUACGCAGCUGUUCCGCUCACAACUGCUCAAAUCCCAGAAAGAUGAAAACCAAGGUGGCACUUCUUAGAGUUUGGCACAACAUUUGCAUUGGAUGUAUAACAGUUGUUUGGUUGGGGGGGGCCGGGUGGUGUUUGGGGUUUUUGUUUGUUUUUUUUUGUGUUCUGUUUUUGGGUUUUUUUUACAAUAAACAUUUUCUGGCAAAAGUAAAAACCCCUUAAAGCAGGGGGAGAAUGGAAUCUGGAGAAGAACGGCUCAUCUUCAACCCAACAACCUUUAAGGGGAAUACCAGAAUGAAAAGCAUGUGAUGGACAAUAGGUCCGAGUUGCCUCUAACACUUCUCUUUGUCCACUUGUUGCUGUCAUUUUUUCACUUUAGUAGUUGUUUUGGUUUUUUUGAAAGAGGGAAUAAGAUAGCUAUUUAACAGUAGGAAAGCUAUAUUCACUCUGUGUACUUUUAUGCAGAAUUAAGCUAAAUAAGAGAAAUGCGGCAAACUGGAAAAUUCAGGAUGAAAAAGAAAAAGGAUCUCUCACAUGGAUGAAGUGAGUUAUUUUAUUAUUUUGUGUUAAAAAGAUAAAUAGAAAUCCUAACAGUUGAAAAUAUUUUCUUAGGGAGUAAAAUAUACAGCGAUAAAUACAAAAUACAAAAAAUGCGAGACUAUUGCAGCGUUACAUUUUAGUGGUGUAUCUGUAAGAUCUGCAAGGGGCUCUCCAUAGUAGCAGAUAUUUCUCCAUGAAGCUGCUAGAAGAGGGGACUAUACCAUUUAGCACUGCUAUUGCACUGGUAAAUUAAAAUGUUAUUAUCGAGUGAUGAAUAAUUAAUUAAACAGGGCAGAAAUAGCUAUUACCCUAUACCUAAAAGCUGAUUUUUUUACAGGCAAAACAUCUGAUUUGAACAC